Messenger RNA from Dermatophagoides farinae (American house dust mite), 1347 nucleotides. The record is from RefSeq and is a predicted model, not a curated record. NCBI's taxonomy places the organism in Eukaryota, Metazoa, Arthropoda, Arachnida, Sarcoptiformes, Pyroglyphidae.
AUGGAACGAACAACAACAACAACAAAAACAACCAAUAAUCAACAACAACAGCAACAACAACAACAACAACAAGAAUUUGUCCGUUAUAAUGGUUGGAAUCGGCCAUUUCAUUAUUUUCAAUUAAUUGGCUGGACCAUUUAUAUUGUUUUUGGUUUCAUUAAUUUUCUUCUAUUCAUACCGAACAUGUCGUCUUCCAUUGAUCAUCAUAAUAAUCAUAAUAAUGUAUUGCCUUUUCUAAUAUAUAAUCUAUUCAUUUAUUUAAUGCAUUUUUUCACACAUAUUAUUGCAUCAACAAUCAAUCCAAUUGAUAAUAAUGUAUUGGCCAAAUAUAGUGAACAAAAACAAUUGAAACCGAAAAAAUUUGAUCGUAAUAAACAUGAACAUGUGAUUGAAAAUCAAUUCUGUUAUAUAUGUGAAUCAAAUGUGGAUAUGAAAUCAAAACAUUGUAGUAUUUGUAAUAAAUGUGUUUCAAAUUUUGAUCAUCAUUGUAAAUGGUUAAAUAAUUGUGUUGGUGGUAAAAAUUAUCAUUGGUUUGUAUUGUCAAUGAUUACGGCAUUGAUACAAGCAUUGACCAUAUUGGUUACAGCCAUUUUAUUGAUCAUUUCAUUACAUGUAAAGGAUUUUAUGCAAACAUCAAAAUUAGUGAUUGUCCAUUAUGAAUUUGAUAACGAAGGAACCAUUAAAAUUAUAUGGUCAAUCAUUCUGUAUAUAACAUUGGUUGUAUCAACUAUUUCAACAUUAUUAUUACUUCAUCUUUGUAUUUUUCAUAUAUUUUUAAAUAUAAUUGGUGAAUCUACAUAUGAAUUUGUGAUGAGACAAAGAUCAUUGCUGAAACAGGCAAGACAAUCACCAUCAACAACAAUGGGAAAGAAUGAAUCGACAUCAAUGAAUAGACAAUCGCAACAAACAAAAAUCAAUAUUGGCCAUGAUGAACAACCAUUACAGCGUGGUAAUAAAUCAUCAUUGUUUACAAUGUUCAAUAAAUUCUGUAUAUUUUUCAAUCAACAUACGCAUAGAAAUAAUAAGAUAAAAAUUGAUAUAACAAACAACAACAACAACAACAAUUUGGAACAAAAAUUGGACAACAAUAACAGUAAUAAACAGGUAGUAAAAAAUGAUAAAAUUAGGUCAACUAUUAUUAUGGAAAAUCAGAUUGCAGAAUCGCAACCAUCAACAGCAGCAACAACAACAACAACAACAACGAAAUCAAAUGGUUAUAAUAAUGAGAAUCAAAUGAAAGUACAAAAAAAAACGGAAAAGGAAAAUUCGUUGAAACGUUUCGUACCAAAUUCAGGAAUUAUUGCCACACAAAUGGUUGGAAAAACAUUCGAUGAAUCAAGAAUCUGA